Messenger RNA from Lepidothrix coronata (blue-crowned manakin), 3776 nucleotides. RefSeq names its product signal transducer and activator of transcription 4 (gene STAT4). The transcript is spliced from 23 exons. NCBI's taxonomy places the organism in Eukaryota, Metazoa, Chordata, Aves, Passeriformes, Pipridae. The record is from RefSeq and is a predicted model, not a curated record. Bases 5 to 2254 code for a protein of 749 amino acids. Gene Ontology annotation, molecular function: DNA-binding transcription factor activity, RNA polymerase II-specific; RNA polymerase II cis-regulatory region sequence-specific DNA binding. Gene Ontology annotation, biological process: defense response; response to peptide hormone; cell surface receptor signaling pathway via JAK-STAT.
CAGUAUGUCCCAAUGGAGUCAAGUUCAACAACUGGAAAUAAAAUUUUUGGAGCAGGUGGACCAGUUCUAUGAUGAUAACUUCCCCAUGGAAAUCCGGCACCUGCUAGCACAGUGGAUAGAAAGCCAAGACUGGGAGACUGCAGCCAACAAUGAAGCAAUGGCAAUGAUCCUUUUACAGAAUUUGAUAAUACAAGUGGAUGAACAGCUGGACCGGGUUUCACAGGAGAAGAAUCUGCUCUUGAUACACAAUCUGAAAAGAAUCAGGAAGCUGCUGCAGGGCAAAUAUCAUGGUAAUCCCAUGCAUAUAGCAGUGAUCAUCUCAAACUGCUUAAGAGAAGAAAGAAGAAUAUUGGCUGCAGCUAGCAUGCCUGUACAGGGGCCACUGGAAAAGUCUCUACAGAACUCUGUGGUUUCAGAACGUCAAAGAAAUGUAGAACACAAAGUGUCAGCCAUCAAGAACAGCGCUCAGAUGACUGACCAAGAUGUGAAAUACUUGGAAGACUUGCAAGAGGAAUUUGACUUCAGGUAUAAAACAAUACAAAGCUUAGAGCAGAAUGACAAAAACAGCACCCACAUUAAACAGGAAAUGUUGGUGUUGCAGGCAAUGCUCAAUACUUUAGACUACAAGAGAAAGGAAGUACUCAGUAAAAUAGGGCGUGUGAUUCAUGAAAUCGAUAUGCUUAUGAGCAACAUGCUGACUGAAGAGCUGCUAGACUGGAAGAGACGGCAGCAGAUUGCCUGCAUCGGGGGUCCUCUCCACGGUGGGCUCGAUCAGCUCCAGAACUGUUUUACGCUGUUGGCAGAGAGUCUCUUUCAAGUUAGAAGGCAACUAGAAAAACUGGAUGAGCUGUUGACCAGACUGACUUACGACGGGGACCCUAUUCCUGUGCAAAGACCUCAGCUGUUGGAAAAAGUCAACUUUCUGCUCUACAAUCUUUUCCGGAAUUCAUUUGUGGUUGAAAGGCAGCCCUGCAUGCCAACACAUCCCCAGAGGCCAAUGGUUCUUAAAACAUUAAUACAGUUCACUGUUAAAUUAAGGUUGCUAAUUAAAUUGCCAGAGCUGAACUACCAGAUCAGAGUGAAAGCAACUAUCGACAAGAAUGUUUCAACUGUCAGCAAUCGUAGAUUUGUUCUGUGUGGAACACAUGUAAAAGCAAUGAACAUGGAUGAAUCUGCAAAUGGAAGUUUGUCUGUAGAAUUUCGACAUUUGCAACCCAAAGAAAUGAAAACAAGUGCUGGAAGCAAAGGAAAUGAGGGCCCUCACAUGGUGACUGAGGAACUGCACUCCAUCAGCUUUGAAACACAGGUCUGCCUGUACGGAUUGACUAUAAAUUUGGAAACCAGCUCUUUGCCUGUGGUGAUGAUUUCCAAUGUCAGCCAACUGCCCAACGCCUGGGCUUCUAUUAUUUGGUACAAUCUGUCAACCAAUGAUCCUCAGAAUUUGUCUUUCUUCAACAACCCCCCUGCUGCCACUUUAAGCCAGCUCUUAGAAGUACUGAGCUGGCAAUUUUCAUCAUACGUCGGUCGUGGACUCAAUUCUGAACAGCUCAACAUGCUGGCAGAGAAACUUAUGGGACAACAAGUCAGUUACAAUGAUUAUCAACUAUCCUGGGCAAAGUUCUGCAAGGAACAUCUGCCUGGAAAGUCUUUUACCUUUUGGGUUUGGCUCGAAGCCAUUUUGGACUUAAUUAAAAAACACAUUCUUCCUCUCUGGAUUGAUGGGUACAUUAUGGGAUUUGUAAGCAAAGAGAAGGAACGAAUUCUGCUCAAAGACAAGACACCAGGAACAUUUUUAUUAAGGUUUAGCGAGAGCAAUCUGGGUGGAAUUACCUUUACUUGGGUGGAUCAACUAGAAAAUGGAGAUGUAACAUUUCAUUCGGUGGAACCCUACAACAAAGGUCGCUUAUCUGCCCUGCCUUUUGCCGACAUACUGCGCGAUUACAAAGUUAUUAUGGCAGACAACGUUCCUGAAAACCCUCUGAAGUAUCUGUAUCCAGAUAUUCCCAAAGAUAAGGCCUUUGGCAAACACUACAGCUGUCAGCCAAAUGAAGUCUCAAAGCCCUCAGAUGGAGGAGUCAAAGGUUAUGUUCCUUCUGUAUUUAUCCCAGUCUCCAAAAUCCUAAACGAUUCUACAGAACCACAUUCUCCAUCAGAUCUUCUCCCAAUGUCCCCAAGCGUUUAUGCUGUGCUGAGAGAACACCUGAGCCCCACAGCCAUUGAAACUGCCCUGAGUUCUCCUUAUUCAACUGACUGAAGUUCACAUACUGGAGAAAUUAGUAAUCAUGUGAACACUGGAUGGGUUAAAGAUGCCUUAAUUUUUUUACAAUCAUCUUUGUAAAUCAGCUUUUCCUGGAAACCAUUAUGUUAUUCUUAGGUCUCUUUCUGUUAUCAAUCAACAUGUAAACAAGGAAUUUUCUCCCUAGGGAUUCAAAUAGCUUUCUGCAAGUCAGAUUUGCUGUUCUCAGUGAUAAAAAGGCCAAAUCCUUUCUCAUUUGGAAGUCAUUUGACUGCAGUGAGGUCCCAGCAGAGAUAAAUUUUACUUGCAGAAUUAACUAACAUUCGUAGAAUUGCUGUAAAUAUGAGAAUAUAAGAACAAAACGUUUUGCUUCUGAAAACAGCACAGAAAGAUAACUAAAGACAUUAAUGUGUUUGAAAAAAUUAGGAUUUAUUAUGUUAAAUACUUAUUGUUUAAUUGUAAUCUUGCACAACACUGGUUUAGAUUCUAUUUCAAAGCAAAGAUUCUCAUUCCCCUGAGUUUAAAUGUCCCAGAGGUGCCUGGGACAUUUUUCUCCAAAGAAGAAGUACCUUCAGCAUAGGUUUUUAUCUGACACCACAGCAAAAGUUGUGAAAGACAGGUAAGCGUGGCUGGGAAGAGAAGGGAGUUCUGGAAAGGAAGCAGAAACAAAAUUUGUGGUGUCAAAAAGGCUGUCUCCGAUUUGCCACUGGAAGACAGAGUUAGUAAAACUUUCUCCCUCACAAAAUAGUUGCAGGAGUAAAUCUGUUUGGGCAAGGAGCACUCAGAUGCUACAGCAUGUACUAUCAGAAAUAAAAAAAUAGAAAUAAAAAAAUCCUGACCACUUGCAGUCUGGAUACUAACUGAUAAAUGCCAACUGGGAAGCACAGUUUUAAAAACUGAGGAGCUGCAGCAUUUGCCAACAACUGGGAAAAUUGUGCUGCAUGGCAGAUUACUACAUGUCUGUCAGAGGCUCAUUUAAUAAACAGAAUAGCUAGCUUGGUCUUGUCAGCUUUUUUUGCUCUCAGUAUUCUCCCUAAAACCUGUGUUAAUAGAACAAUAAAGAAGCGAUUCCAAGGACACAUAUACUGGCUCAAUCAAGCUUUAAGUCUUAUCCACAGAAUACAUGGUUAAUGCAUGCAAAGUUCUCACAAUACAAACCCUCAAAUGUUUGCACCUUACUGUUUUCUUGAGCAGGUACAAAUUAGACAUCUGAGAUGAAAACAUAACCUCCUUGAGUCAGUAAGACAUGCAUUUUACUUUCAUUUCUCCUUUUUUACUCACUCCUUUCACCCGUACCAUUUAUGUUAGUUGAAAACAAGUGAACGGAAACAGAGUAAUGAGCUAUUUCUGUGAUACAGGGGAAUAGAUUUCAAAAAAACCAAACACAUCUCUGUUCAUUGACCUGAGUGAUUUAAAGUGAGCUGCACGUAGAGUCAUUUUCUCUCAGAAAGCAUCAUGUAUAAAUAAUUUUACAAAACAACAAGAGCAAUUCUGUACAUAGUUUGGUAACAUCUGUAACUUAUAUAACCAGCAUGAAUAA